Tripterygium wilfordii is the source of this 1399-nucleotide messenger RNA. RefSeq names its product protein CHAPERONE-LIKE PROTEIN OF POR1, chloroplastic-like. Gene Ontology annotation, cellular component: chloroplast membrane. The transcript has 6 exons. Bases 209 to 1066 code for a protein of 285 amino acids. Lineage: Eukaryota; Viridiplantae; Streptophyta; Magnoliopsida; Celastrales; Celastraceae. The record is from RefSeq and is a predicted model, not a curated record.
UGGUAAAUUCCAUCUCCCUCGAAAUAAGCAGGGUUUUAGUGUUUGUCUAAGCCAUUGUUCGGCUUCGCUCCUAUCCGUUGGAGUGGACGCUCAGACAAUCUUUAUCAGAUCCUCGAGAUAAAUAAAACAAAUUGAUUCAGAUCCUGUUUCGGAAGCUAACAACUUGUGCUUCUUUUCGCGAGAAACUCACCAACGAGGUAAAAUAGAGAUGACUGUCUCUGGAAUGGCUGGUAGUCCCUUAAGAUGUUGUCUCUGGACACCUGGGGGUGGUAGCCAAAGAUUACAGUGUAAGGAAGUUGUGGCAUUGUGUAGCUUUGGAAAAUAUAAAGAAAGGUUCGAAUUGCUACGUCUUAGAAGAAGGUAUUGGACAGGUUCUUUUCAACGAUGCACUCCAAAGAAAACUCAUUGGAUCAAUUGUGCAAUGGAUGCCUCUUAUGGUGGUGAUAUGACAAAUGAACAAACUGGUUCAACCAUCUUCCCUCGAAUUAAUGUGAGGGACCCAUAUAAACGGCUUGGAAUAAGCAGGGAGGCUUCUGAAGAUGAAAUUCAAGCUGCAAGGAAUUUCCUUAUUAAUAUGUAUGUGGGGCACAAACCGAGUGUGGACGCAGUUGAAUCUGCCCAUGAUAAAAUAAUCAUGCAGAAGUUUUAUGAGAGGAGGAACCCAAAAAUAGAUAUCAGGAAGAAGGUCAAGGCAGUAACUAACCACCGCGUUGUGCAGGCUGUUGCAAGCAGAUUCCAGUCUCCAUCGACACAGUUUAUUAUCAAAACUUCAGUUGCAUUUCUAGUACUUGGUGCCCUCACUAUUAUUUUUCCAACUGAAGAAGGCCCAACCCUUCAGGUGGCGAUAUCACUCGUGGCUACCUUAUAUUUUCUAUAUGAUCGCCUGAAGAGCAGAAUUCGAGCUUUUCUUUAUGGGGCUGCAAGUUUUGCUUUCUCAUGGCUUUUCGGAACCUUCUUAAUGGUAUCUGUGAUUCCACCGUUACUUAAGGGACCAAGGAGUUUUGAAGUGAUGACUUCAUUGAUAACCUAUGUGUUACUAUGGGUUUCCUCUACUUACCUUAAGUAGUGCGGAUCAUCUGUUAUUACAAGAUCCUGAUUUUGUUAGAGCAGUUGAUGGUAAGAGUUUGCGGUCGGGCUCUUGAUCAAUUGUGUUCUAAAAGCUGUGUUUUUUUACCAGAAAGAAAUAAUGUAGUCUGUUGAAAAUAUCGUGCCAGCAUCCGAAGCAGAGGUUGCAGACGUUCCUGUUCUUGUGGGGAGACGUUUUUCUUGUCUGUUUAUUUUUCUCACAUGAAUUGAGUUGUAUCCUUCUUGCAGUCGAUGAUGACUUUUUUUGGAUUUAUGGUCUUUGCCUACAAAACAUUUUGCCAGUAAUGUAGUCAAAGUUGCAUUUUUAACUUUA